Molecule: messenger RNA, 3992 nt
Organism: Dreissena polymorpha
Lineage: Eukaryota; Metazoa; Mollusca; Bivalvia; Myida; Dreissenidae
Exons: 1
Coding region: 252-2198 (648 amino acids)
Source: RefSeq, a predicted model, not a curated record
UAGCGAAGAGCUGUUCUGAUCAUAUGGCGACUUUAUUUCAUGUUUUCCAAUUUCUUAAACAUAAGGAUGAAGAUGCAGAUAAAUAAUGAUGGUGCCAGCUUUGAAAAGAGAAAGUUGUUAUGCAAAUAUUCGCGCUUAUGGAAGGAUUAUAAAUAGUGCACAUUUGCGUGACUGUCUGUGAAAUAUAUAAUUUCAUAAUGUAAUGAUAGGAGGUGAAAUUGUGUCGAAAGGAUCGCAUACGCCUGACUAGAAUGGAAGUAUAUGGCAUGCUUGUUGUAAUUUGCAGUAUUUUACCGGUAUGCAUACCAGAGUGUCGUUUUGCUGAUUUCUUGCAAACGUACGGCGAUGAACCGUCGUGGUUUACUAAUUAUCCGGGUGAUAAUGAUGUCUCAAUAACGGUUAAAAACACUCGAAUGUUUAUGAGAGAAUGUAAAAUCCAAGGCUAUCGGGUUUGCAAAACUUCUGAAAGGCUAUGUAUUGUUGACAAAGGUAAUUAUAAAUAUAUGAUUCGAGAACUGCAAAGCGAUGUGCAGUCUUACGAACGUGAAACAAAAUACAUAUGUAUGCAGUUUAUACGACGCAGUAAGAGUGUUGUGCAAACUAAAGUAUCCAGAUAUGUGUCUCCAACUUCAUCGGAUUCGCUGUGCGAGGAAGAGGUAAUGGCACUUGACUUACACCCAAUGAUAUCGAGAGAACACGCUGAGGAAGAAAAUCCUUGCCCACUUAUUGGCGGGUUCGACUUUAAACUUUACCGUCCGGGCGAACAGGUACCUCUUUGCGACGAUAUAUUUCUGCCUCUGCGUAUUGAAAGUGACUGUACUUCGAAUGAAGGCAUAAAGCUUUACUUUCGUCGCAGAAACUGUUCAAGCCUGUUUGUAGGACGACCUAUUGAGCUUGAUCCAGUGCGUCUACGAUGUGUUGCCACAUGGAAAUAUCAACAGUUUACAUUUUCAAUCGUGAAAUGGCACGGAUCGCCCGAUUUUUGGUGUAUUCGAGUUUUGUAUGUCAAUAAUGAUAUAAAUGCAGUCAACAUAUAUUUCAAUGGUAACUGUCCACUAGAUAACAGAAAAUUAGAUCGGAUGUUGAUAUUGAAACAUUUCAAAAUACAUCAUGUAACUAAUAUUUGUGAAGAUGAAAAUUUAGUUUGCAGCUAUCAUCAUUGUUCAACACACGUCCGCGACAACUGUAAGUUAUCAUGUAGCUUGUGCGAACCUGAAAAAGAAGAGCGUCCAUGUGUUUUUCCUGGAAAGUUUCGAGGCUUUUGGAACAGCUUGGAAGGUCCAGUAAGAAGUGCUUUAGUAAUUGAUAACGAAACGCUAACCCACCAAAGUCAGACAUGGUUUUGCGUCACUUCAACUACCAGCGAAAAUCUUCGUCAAAGAAAAGUUUUAAAACUUAAAUUUGAAAACGGAUGUCAUCCGCGUUACAUGUGCGUUGAUAUUGAACAACCCGCUGAGUCUGUGCUUCGCUACCGAACUGGUUCGGAGUUGCACUGGCCAAUCAAAGGCUUGGAAGAAGUCUGCGAAGAUAGGCAUUUUGACUAUUCCCCUGCUACUUCAGAUGUCACGGGUGUAGCACCAACAUCAGGUCCAUGGGUGUAUUUUAUAAAUGACGUUCCAAAGUUUGUUACGUGCAAUCUACCCUGGUACAUUCCAAAAUCGUCUUUUUAUGACAUGUACGAUAGCACCAAUCAUUUGGCCAAUCAAGGAUGCCUUAUAAAUGGUAAUGGCAGUCCGGGGCAUGUCUUGCACUUGUAUUACACGUACAAAGAUAGAAGUAAUCAGUGGAGAAUUCAACUGAAGAAAACAUUCGUUUGCUUAGCUUCUAUUAGAUUUAUAGGAGAAAAUGAUGUGCUCAUUACUCAAAACAUUGACGAGGGUGUGUAUAUGUGUUGGUCGUUCUAUAGAGACCAUUCCAGGAAUUACGUUUAUAUUUUUGGCGCAAAAGACUGUGGAAAUGGCACAAACAUGCAACUCGUCAUUUAUAGCGCCAAACGAGCUCUAGCCACACUUGUGUUAAAUAGGAAUUCUACUGAGUGCGACUUUUUAAAUGCGGAUAACGAUAAGAUCAUGACAAGAAGAAGCGAUGAUGCUCUUGUCAACCUGACGGAAAAUGUCGUAGGAUCUUCGACUGCAACAACUACGUUACAUAUUUUCGCAGCUUUUAUAAUUUGUGCAAUAACGUGUUCAAUUACUUAGCUGCCAGUGUUUAUUAUCAUCACGAAAUUAAUCUUUUCAUAUGCAAAUUUGUUUGGUCAUAUCGAACUUCCGAAUAUCAAAAAAUGCUAUGGUCAAUGUUUAACGAGUAUUGAAACAUUAUAUAUAAUAUUGUGUUGAUUUAUGUUCUUUGUAUUUAUUCAUCUUUUAUAUAUUUAUUCCUUUGUUACUUUAAUAUUAGUAUGAAUUAAUAAUAUUAGCUGCACAUGUUCAAGUUUAUAUCGCAGAUGUUUAUAAUAAUUUCUCAAAAUUUGAACUUGCACGCCAGGUCUUUAUUCAAAACUAAUGUGUUGAAUUUAAGUAUACAAAUAGCAAUCAUAAUUAGUUACACAUGUUUCAGUUUCCAACUCAUUGCAGUAAUUUAACGAUCAUCCGCGAUGACGGACAAAUCAAAUUAAAAUAAGGCGAUUUGUUGCAGUCAAUAACUCAUCUAUCCCGCUGUUUGCUACAUAAACAAGCAAAUGAACAUAACGAAUUAGUAUCGUUAGUAAACGAUAGUAUAUGUGGACGAGUACAUAGCUAACCAUUAAUUGGUAUCAAAAUGUGCUUGGUAGUUUAACAAUACCCCGUUCAAUUGUUUGCGACUGAAAAUUAGCUAUUCGCUUCGACGCGUGUGUUUAUGUAAAUACAUGUAGAAUGAUUACAAAUUCUUUGUUGUGUUUUCUUUUAUCGGUUUACGUUCGCUUUCUUACUAAAUGCAUAUAUACAAAUAAGUAGUUUUAUCUUUCAGGACUUCAAAUUUGUGUACGCAUUAAAUGGUUAAAUGAGUGAAAUAAUUAUUUAUUUCGUGCAUAAUAAAAGGUUCACGACUUCUUUGAUUAGUCGUUGUACCUUUUAACAGACUCAUUUAGCAGUCUGAUUUAUCUGUUUGGGAAUGUUGUUUUUAAUGGUGGAUGGUUGCAUUUUAUUUUAACACACGAUGUUAAUUUAGCGGGUGCAUUUGUUUGUACGAUAUGUUGAUAUUCUAUGCAAAACAAUAAGCAAGUGUUAAUAUUUAUAUAUGUUUAUUAUUCUACUGGUUAUGUUGGAUUAAUGUAAUUAUUUGAAUAAUUGUACAUCUACAUUCCUUUUUAAAAUGCGCACAGCUUCAUUUCUCUAUUUCGAGGUCUUUGGGACUGUCAAAUAUAACUCAAAAUAGAAAAAUUUGAAACAUACAUGUUUUCUGUUGAAAUUAUUGUAUAUGAUAAAUUAAACUGUGUCGACGAUUAUAUUGUGCAGACAAUAGAUAAUAAUAUGUACAGACGCAUGAAGAGUUGCAAAUAUAUUUUGUUUCGAUAAAUUUAUUUCGUAAAAAUAAAUUUGAUAAAAUAAUCGGAACCGGAAAAAAGGAUCGAAAUAGUGAUUAAUUACAAUUAACGGCGUUUGAAAUUGCGUUGAUACACUGUCAGUUUUCGAAAUACAGUUAUACUAUUUUUAAGAAAUUUAAUGCAGAAUUUAGGCGUACAAUGUGUUGUGAGGAUUGGUUGUCCCUCAGAUUGAUUUGUUUGCUAUCCUGAAUAAUUUAUUGUGUUAAAGAUGUAAUACGAUUCCAUAUGAUGACAUUUUGUAAUACGACUGUUCAGGUAACAAAGAUUUACAAUGUUAGAAGCGCAAUGGUUAUAUUUUUACUAGUUUUUUCAUGUUGUUUGUAAAUACAAUGUAUCGGGAUAGUUCGCUAUGCGCAGCUUGUAUUAUCGUAUUUGUUCAUUUACAGUGUACGUGUUAACUGUUAAAUAAUGUCUUACAAAAAUGGCAUUAUAAACAAGUAUGUUACUUGAAAAUAAAACGCAAUCUUCA